AUGGAGGGUGCCGAGAGCUGGGGUACUCCUGUUGGGACGCGCAGGCUUCCGAGAGUGGCUAGCGGAUCAAGUAUUGCGACUAAUACUCGUAUUAAUGUUUCUAAGAUAAAUGCCCUUAGAGCCUCUGUUGACAGGCACAGCGAUUUAGUGGCGAAAGUUCUGCUAUCCAGUAAAGAGCAUGCUGACAAAAAAUCCGCCAUUGAGUCUGCAUUCAGAGCAUGCAAGGAAGCGUUUGUUGAAGUUUCCUCGGUUUUAAUUAAUAUUCUGGAGGACAAAUCUGUUGACCUACUCACGUUAGAUGACAUAAAAAAGGCUGUCAAGGAUACUUUGAUUGGGAAUAACACUGAUUCUCAGAUGACUUCCUUUUCGAAUAAGGAGCUUGCGUGUAAUUCUCAGCCUCUGUCUUACGCAUCAGUUGCCGGUAAUAGGAAGAAUAAAAUUUGUGUCUCUGGAGGUCUUAUGUUGGAUGCUCCUCCUUCUACUUCAACCUCUUUUUUGAUUGUACCCAAGGAAGGAAAUUCAAAUUAUGAUUCUUCAAAAGCCACGAGAGAGGCGUUAUGUAAGGCCCUGAAGCCAUCGGAUUGUGCUCUGAAGAUCAACAAAGUUACCUUUGCUCGUAAUAAUGGAAUCAAAAUUGAUGCGGUCUCUCCUGAUAUUGACUUGAUCAAAAUGCAUCCAGGACUUGUGAAAGCUGGUCUGAAAGUUAUCGAAAAUGUGAAGUUGAAUCCAAGACUAAUUAUGUAUAAUGUUCCUGUAGAAAUGACUGCGGAGGAGAUUGUUGAAGAAAUUAUUGCGCAAAAUUUAGCGGAUAUUAACAAGAUUGAUAUAAAAGUUGUCUAUACGUAUCCGGCGAAGCCUGAUAAUCGUACUACGAGCUGUGUCCUUGAAGUGUCUCCUCUUAUCAGGAAUAUUUUGCUAAAACGAGGUCGUAUCUACCUGAGAUACUCCGCUUGUAAAUUUACUGAUUACGUUAGGGUCCUGCAAUGCUACAAUUGUAUGACUUUUGGCCACUUAGCUAAAUUUUGCAAAUCAAAGCCGACAUGUGGACUCUGCAGCAAUGAGCAUCUAACAAAAGACUGUGGAAGGAAAGACAUGCUAAAGUGUGGAAAUUGUAUGCGUAACAAGAGCUUUUCGUCUGGAGACCUGUGCCACUCUGCCUUUGAUACGAAGAAAUGUCCGAUAUUAAAUCGAAAAAUAACUGACAAAAUAUCGUACAUUAAUUAUGGAUAA
Messenger RNA from Pseudomyrmex gracilis, 1230 nucleotides. RefSeq lists its product as uncharacterized. The coding region runs from base 1 to 1230 and encodes 409 amino acids. The transcript has a single exon. The record is from RefSeq and is a predicted model, not a curated record. NCBI's taxonomy places the organism in Eukaryota, Metazoa, Arthropoda, Insecta, Hymenoptera, Formicidae.